UAAAUUCAAACGAUAAAAAAAAAGAAAGAAAGAUUAUUCAGUAGCUUUACAUCAAAAAAAUUAAAUCAUUAAUUUAAGUGUUUAAAAUAUCAUUUUAGUUCCUGAAAAUAUGUACAUUUGAUAGCCAACAUCUACUUUUACAAGGAUCAGUUGAAGAAAAUCUUAAUCAUUAUUCACAAAAAAGUUGUGAUUAUUAAAAAUAGUGAGAAAAAUAAUAAUGGAUCCUGCGAAAGAAAAGGAAGUAGAGGACGAAUAUUUGUCGUCGCUAAUGGACUUGAAUGUCAACAGCAAACCUUUAAUCAAUAUGUUGACGAUGCUUGCAGAAGACAACAUGGAAUGCGCACAUGUGAUAGUUCGAGCGAUAGAAAAACAUUUGGCACAGGUAUCAUUCGAUGUCAAAUUGCCGAUUCUUUAUCUGAUUGAUUCGAUCGUUAAGAAUGUUGGAGAUAAAUACAAGCAGCUAUUUGCACAAAAUAUUGUCAAUAUUUUCUGUGGUGUCUUUGAGAAGGUGAACGAAAAAGUUCGUGAAAAGAUGUUUAAUUUACGUCAAACAUGGAAUGAUGUAUUUCCUCAAACAAAAUUAUAUGCAUUAGAUGUCAAAGUAAAUGUUAUGGACAGUAAUUGGCCAAUUACAGCAAAAGUCGUUCCGAAAUCCGUUCAUGUCAAUCCCAAUUUUUUAAAGAACUCGGAAAAGCAAGCAAAAGAAGAUUUAUUGAAACAAAUGCAGGCCAAAGAACGUGAAUUGCUUGAAUUAAGACAGCGAAAAAUUGAACUAGAACUUCUAGUUACCAAAAAGAAGAUUGCAGAACAAGAAAAAGAAAUUCGAAAACCGUCUGCAGGAGUUCCAUCUUUAUCUUCUGUGGCUGUUAAUCCAAGCAUGAUACCACCAAUCGCUAGUACAGCAAUCCCUACAAUGCAGUCACAUCCAGGUCAUCAUGGUGGGAGAAUUCGCAUAACUCCAGUUAGUUCUGCAAUGAUACAAAGACCGCGUGAUCCACGUCUUUUAAAAUCACGUGCAACAGUUGAGAAUACAGCUGUUAAUAAUCAACAAUUAAUGACGCCGUCAUUAACGUCCAUCGAUAUUCUUGGGAAUAUGUCAGCUACAAAGUUGUUGCCAAGAAUUCCAAAAUAUAGCAGUUCUAAAUCGUCUAGGGAACACGAUGAACGAGAUCCAAGAAAGCGACGUGAGAGGGAAGAGCUUAAAGGAAGCAAAAGCAGUGAAUUAACGUCUCGAGAAAAAAGCAGAUCCUUGAAAUCAUCUUCGUCAUCAGUUGAUCGUAAAAAGUCUAGCUCAAGUAGCAGUGAAUCGCCAAGAAAAAGUCGUGAUGAUGAUAAGAAGGCAUCAAAAAGUGGCUCGUCUCAUCAUAAAUCGUCGCAUUCGAGGUCUCAUUCAUCAAAAAGCUCAACAAAGAGUACAAAUGGUGAAAAUAAGGGGAAAGAAGAUGUUGAUUUGAGGAUAAUGCCAGUCCUUGACACAGACAUGAGACAACAACAACAGCCACAGCAAGGAGAAGGAGAAGAGGAGAAUAGUACAACGAGCGAUAAACUUAAUAAAAAUAAGCUUCUAAAUGAACUCCUUCACGAUGAAGAUAUGAAGACUAGUCAAGAUAUGAUGAUAACAACAAGUAAUAACGAAGAAUCGGAAACUGAGCCAAAACUAUGUGAUACAGAUUUAAGGUUUGUGGAACCGAGCAAGAAGAGAUCAAUGAGUAAUGAACCUUUAGAAACGGAACCAACAAAUAAGAAGAAUAAGACCGAAACGGAUACGUUGUUUGGGAGCGAAGAUGUCGACUUGAGAGCACUUAAUGAGAAACCCAAUGAGCCACAACCGGAGAAAAAGAAAACACAAAAAGGAAAAUCAUUUGAAGAACUUCGAGAUAGACUUAAUGCAUCGAGAAGAGCUAAGCCAGGAAUUAAAAUCUUGGAAGAAAUUCAGCCAAUGCCAAUCAAUGAGAACGGGGAAUUAAAUAAGAAAAAUCUUAAUAAGAAAAAGCAUGAAACAAAAGAAACUCUUACUUUGUCUCAAACAAUUGCGAAUGAUAUGAAUGAGCGAAAAGAAUCACCUCCAAAAAUAAUUCUACCAAAUAUUCAUACACAGCUACCACCGAAAAUUGAAGAUGAAAGGAAAGAAGAAGUCAUCGAUUAUGGAAGUAUGACAGCUGCAGAAUUGAGAAAAGCGACUUCAGUUCCAACAAACAUUCGAAAAGAAAAGAGGAAAGAGACAAAAUGGAGUCAGCCAACGAUGCCACCAGCAAUUCCGUGGAUGAACGUGAAUCGACAAGCGCCAGUUCCAAACAUGAUUCCAUUGCCUCAACAUUUCACAAAUCCCUGGGAAACAAAUCCAAUGGUUGUGGCUAUGCAAAAACAAAGUCAAAUGCCACUUGUUGUACCACAAAGUCCAUCUCAGCCAGUUUUGAAUAAUAAAAUGCGAACAUUACGUUUAGACGGAACUCGUGAUCAUUUAUUACGCUUUUAUGGGGAAGUUGCUAUAAUUUUCAAUGAAUUGGGAGAAGCACAUGAUAUCAAGUUUAGUUCAGGACAGAGUAAAGUGGUAAUUGAUGAUGCAUAUAGUGCUUUUUUAGACUUCAAUGAUUCAUAUAAGCCUAUCAUUGUUGAUGGAAUUUUACAUCAAAUAAAAUUUGGAACUCCAACAAGAGAAUUAUAUAUUGAUGAUCAUUUCUAUGAAUGCUACUUUAACAAUCAACCAACUCAAAUUAUCUUAGGCGAUAAAGUUCGUAGAAUUCGUAUUGAAGGAAAGGCACCAGAAGUAAAGAUUGGAAUUAAGCGCAACGAUAUCGUUUUGGGACUUAUUAAUAUGAUGAUUGAUGCUGAAUUAAUGGUGCCCGUUUUUCUCGACACAACGCUUCAAUAUUUUGAAUAUAAAGGACAAAUUUUUACAUUGCAAUUUGCUGACUUUUUCUUAAGCGUCAUUAUCAACAAUGAUCCAUUUAAAGUUGAAUUUGGUGGAUUGCCAAAGAACUACAUUUUAAAUGGGCAAAAACAUUUCAUUCGAUUUACUGUGCUGCCUGAUGAAGUUAAUCCUGGAAAGGUUAAUAUGAGAGGAAUGCGUAGAACUCAUUUAUUCAGAAACUGCAAAUCACCACCAUUAAUGGAUGCUAUUCCUGAUCACUUGAUGCAUACUAAGCUUCCACCACCAAUGGAUAAUAAUAUGGAUAUAUCUAAAUUAGUAGAAAAUGAUAUGAGAGUACAGCCACCACAAUUACCUAUUAACACGAGCACAAUGCCACCAAAUAUGAUCCCAGGAAUCGGAAAUGAAACUUCAAUGCCUGAUUUAAAUAUUAGUGAAUUAUUACAAAAACUUGUAGCCACAGGAAUUAUUGGAAACAAUGCAAAUGCUGGACAAUCAAGUUCAUCAGCACAACAAACAAAUGAAAAUAAUAAGAAUAAAAAGGAUGUAGCUGAAAAAGAUGAUAGUCGUGUCCAAAAAUCACAACCACAAAAAGAAGAAGUGAGAAUAAUUCCCGUCAAUUUGAAUCGUCCUGAAACAAUCAAGAAACGACAACAAGCUAUAAUCGACACAUUAUAUUCUGGCUUACAAUGCAGCAGCUGUGGUCUUCGAUUCCCCUUAGAACAAUCCAUUAAAUAUAGUCAGCAUUUAGAUUGGCAUUUUAGACAAAAUCGUCGAGAACGUGACAGCAAGCAAAAAGCUCACUCGAGAAAAUGGUAUUAUAAUCAAGCUGAUUGGAUCAGAUACGAAGAGAUCGAGGAUCUUGAUGAAAGAGGAAUGAACUUCUUUGAGACACAGCAAAUGGAAGCAAUGGAUCAAGGUGAAGAUUCAAAUGGAGUUCCACGUUCAAUGGGCAAUCAAGAAAGUGCAAUCAUUAGUUGUGCAGCAGCUGCAGAUGAUGUAAAUAGAAGCUGUGAUAUGUGCCAUGAUCGAUUUGAACAGUUCUUUAAUGAAGAAACUGAAGAGUGGCAUCUGAGGUCUGCAAUUAAAGUAGAAGAAAAAUUCUUUCAUCCAAUUUGCUAUGAUGACUAUAAAGCUUCACUGACAUUAGAUGAAUCAGCAAUGAAUGAAAUCGUAAAUGAUUCAAAUGUCAAUCAAAAUGAGGAUAUUGACAUGACAGAAGAUGGUAUUGUAAUCGUUAAGGAAGAGAAAUCAGCAGUAAAGUCUGAUAAUACAAUAAAUGGUGAUGACGAUGAUGUCAUUGUACUGCCACAAGAAGAACCAGUUAUUACAGAAAUUCCCGAUGAAACAGAAACAGAACAAGGCGAAAAGAAAGAACAGGACGAGAAUCACAUGCCUAAUGUUACAGACGAUGAUGUAAUGAUUCAGGAGCCUAAAAUUGAGACACAAAUUGUGAAUGAUGAUGACGACGAUGAACUUAAUAGAGGUACUUUACAAGAAACAUCACAUCCUUUUAUAGUUAAAAUUAAGGAAGAACCAAAAGACGAUGGAUACGAAGAUGAAGUCAACGAAGAAGACCCAUUUGUGGAAGUUACAUCGAUUAAUGAAGACGAUUUAAUGCUUGAUGACGCGCCUACGCAUUCACCAUUCCAUCCAGCAACAUUAGAUGAAAACGCUAUUUUUGACGAGUCAUCUUUGAUAAUGUCUCAAGCAUCUCCACAUAAUUUAGUGGAUGAUUUCUUAGAUGAUGAAAAUAAUUCACGUCCCGAUUCAAAUGGAGGAAUUGGGGCGUUUGUUGGUGGUAAUAAAAAAUUGAAAAUUGUUCUUUCAUCUUUGGUUCAAAAUAAUUUAACAAAUAAGAAUUUAAGUAAUAAUGUAAAUACCGAACAAAAUGAUAAUAGCAAUAUAGAUUCAAUCAAUAAAUUAGUAGAUUCCAAUAGCGUUGAUUUACACGGAGCAGAGGAUCGACCGAAUUGUGAUGAAAAUAAUCAAGACGACACAGAACUAUCCUAUAAGUUAAAACCUCAUUUGCAAGGAUUUAAGUUUGAAAAGAAUUCAAUUCCAGUGAAAAGAGGAAUCGAAACGUCAGGAUUAUGUUCAAUCAUGUAAAAAUAUCGAGCGUAAUGCGACACAAAUAAUGUAAAAAUUAUAUUUUGAAACACGCAUCCUUUUCAAAUUUAUGCAUAAAAUUAAUAUCAACGAUAAAAUUAAAAAUAUUUAAAACUUUACAGGAUAUCACUUGUUAUUGGAUUAUUAUUUUGAAUUUUUCUUUUAAAUUGUAUAAUUUCCCCAUUCAGAACCAUUUGCGCCUGAGUUUUUCAUCAAAAAAAGAAUUAUGAAUAAAAGGAGAGAAAUAAAGAAGAAAAUUUUCUAGAAAAAAAAACUUUUAAUAAUGUUGUAAAAAUUUAUUUUAUUAUCUUUUGUGAGUGUUUAUGCACAUUUAUCCAUGGAAUAAGAUUAAAUAAAGCUUAAUAGAAAAAUAAAAGUAACUUCUCUUAUCAUUCAUUCAACCUGCAUAAUUUGACUUUCAACAAUCUUUUCUUUCAGUUGCUUAAGAUAUUUUUUUGAAAUGAACUUUAAUUCCAUGUGCUGAAUGUUGUGUGAAUUUCCAUCCCAGUUCUUAAAUUUUUCAAAAUUAACUGGAUCGGUUAAGUCGACUAAUUCAAUUCCACCAGCACUAAAGUUUUUCAUAUCCUUAUCCAACGACAUUUUGAUGAUUGAUUCUCGAUUAGCAUGCUGAUUCUGUCGUUUCUUAUUAACUUGUGUCUUUAAUUUGAUCUGUUCUAAUUCAUCGUCGAAACGAUGGAAGUACCUGU
This is a messenger RNA of Chironomus riparius, 5685 nucleotides long. Lineage: Eukaryota; Metazoa; Arthropoda; Insecta; Diptera; Chironomidae. The record is from the annotation of a GenBank genome assembly.